AUGGUGCUGGUUUCCGGUCGCGAUGAACCCCUCCACAUCCGACUCAAAUCGUUCACUUAUGAACAAGCUGAUCAACUCUCUCGCGACCUACGCUCAUUUCUUCAACAAAAGAGUGUCCGCCUCGAGGUUGACUCCGAAGAAGACAUCGAUCGGGCUGGACGAAGGGCAAUGCCAAUCGAGGAGAAUACGUUAUACCGUGUUUUACGCACUCUGUGGUUCAGCGUGGUGAAACCGAUUUUCGACAUCUUGGAGUACUCGUGCCCUCCUGCAGACCGACCGCGAAUUUGGUGGUGCCCUACUGGGCCACUUGUUUUCAUCCCCAUCCAUGCUGCUGGAGUCUAUGGCUCAGAAGAGGACCCCGGAUUCUCUGUUUCCGACUUCGUCAUUUCAUCGUACACCCCAACCGUGAGCGUGCUCCUCGACAAGCUUCAAGAGGCUUCCGAGGAGAAACCAACACACUCGAGUGUACUUCUAGUCAGUCAGCCUGCAAUGCCAGGCUGUCGCCCAAUACCAGGUGUACAGGCGGAAACGGAGGCGCUCAACGCGAUGAUAGGAAAACGAGGUAUCAAGCCCCGUGUGCUUGAAAACGAAGCUGGGACGAUUGACCGAGUCAAGAAGGAGAUGGGUGCUCAUGGCUGGGUACACUUUGCCUGCCAUGGUGUCCAGAACAUUGGCGAGCCUUUGAGCAGUGGAUUCCGUCUGCAUGAUGGGCUCUUACAGCUACGCGAUAUCAUGCCCCUACGCCUCGCUAACACCGAACACGCAUUCUUGUCCGCAUGCCAAACUAGCACUGGAGACGAGAAGCUUUCAGACGAGGCUGUUCAUCUCGCAGCAGGAAUGCUCGCUGCUGGAUACAGGGGCGUCGUGGCGACGAUGUGGUCGAUCCAAGAUCAAUACGGGCCCGAAAUUGCGUCAGACUUCUACAGCCAUCUCUUGGAAAGUGGGAAGUUUACGGCGGGGGAGGGAAGGGAUCGGCAGCUUGAUGGUUCUGGUGCUGCUCGUGCACUCGACUUUAGCACGCAGAAAAUGCGAGGGAAGCUAGGAGAUGAGGAGAGAGCCCUCUUGGCAUGGUUGCCGUACGUCCACUUCGGAGCUUAG
This is a messenger RNA of Cyclocybe aegerita, 1098 nucleotides long. The record is from the annotation of a GenBank genome assembly. NCBI's taxonomy places the organism in Eukaryota, Fungi, Basidiomycota, Agaricomycetes, Agaricales, Hemipholiotaceae.